UCUCCAGCGGGACACAGCAUCUCCAUUGUGGACGGAGUCUUCAGCUGGUCCAGGACGGAGAACCCGACGCUCAGGAGGCUGAAUGUGUCCAUCCCAGAAGGCUCGCUGGUAGCAGUGGUGGGACACGUUGGCUCAGGGAAGUCCUCUCUGCUGUCUGCCCUGCUGGGAGAGAUGGACAAAGUGGAAGGAAGCGUGGCUGUGAAGGGUUCUGUGGCCUACGUUCCACAGCAGGCCUGGAUCCAGAACUCCACGCUGAAGGAGAACAUCAUGUUCGGCCAGGAGAUGAGGGAGGACUGGUACCAGCGGGUGGUGGAGGCCUGUGCCCUCCAGCCGGACCUGGAGAUCCUCCCUGCUGGAGAUCAGACGGAGAUCGGAGAGAAGGGGGUCAACCUGUCUGGAGGCCAGAAGCAGAGGCUGAGCCUGGCCAGGGCCGUGUUCUGCGACCGGGCCGUGUACCUGCUGGAUGACCCGCUCUCUGCCGUCGACGCUCACGUUGGAAAGCACAUCUUUGACCACGUCAUCGGCCCGCAGGGCCUGCUGAGGGACAAGACCCGGGUGCUGGUGACCCACGGACUGAGCUACUUCCCCCAGACUGACCUCAUCCUGGUCAUGGUGGAGGGUGAGAUCACAGAGGUGGGCUCCUACCAGCAGCUCCUGGCCAAAGAGGGCGCCUUUGCAGAGUUCCUGAAGACGUACGCCAACGUGGAGCAAAGUGAAGAUGGUGGUUUAGCAGCUGAAGCUAAGAGUGAAGCGGCAGCGCUGGAGAACGGAGAUGUUCCACCUCUCAUCGGCAGCUCUGCUGCCACGGCGCAGACCACAGCGUCUGCAGAGACCGAUGGAGGCACCGACCUGAACAAGAAGGCCAAGAACCCUGAGAUGGGGAAGCUGACGGAGGCUGACAAGGCCAGCACUGGGCGGGUCAAGCUGGCCAUAUUUUGGGCCUACCUGAAAGCCAUUGGUGUGAUUCUGUCCUGCAUCAGUCUGCUGCUCUUCCUCACCCAUCACGUGGUCUCCCUUUUCUCCAACUACUGGCUCAGCCUGUGGACGGACGACCCCGUGGUCAACGGCACCCAGCCGUACAGACUCACCAGGCUGGGGGUGUACGGCGGUCUGGGCCUGACCCAAGGUGUAGCAGUCUUUGGUUAUUCCCUCUCCAUGUCCAUCGGAGGCAUCAUGGCUUCCCGCUACCUCCACCAGUCCUUAUUGUACGACGUCCUGCGCUCACCCAUGUCCUUCUUUGAGAAAACCCCGAGCGGCAACCUGGUCAACCGCUUCGCCAAGGAGAUGGACACCAUUGAUUCAGUAAUUCCCAACAUUCUCAAGAUGUUCAUGGGAUCCAUGUUCAACGUGUUGGGUUCGUGUCUCAUCAUCCUGUUUGCAACGCCAUUAGUGGCUAUCAUCAUUCCUUUCCUGGGGCUGCUCUACUUUUUUGUGCAGAGGUUCUAUGUGGCAACGUCUCGCCAGCUGAAGCGCCUGGAGUCUGUCAGCCGUUCUCCCAUCUACACCCACUUUAGCGAGACAUUGCUGGGCACCUCUGUCAUCCGAGCUUUUGGCGAGCAGGAGCGUUUCAUCCAACAGAGCGACCAGCGGGUGGACCACAACCAGAAGGCCUACUACCCUGGCAUAGUAGCCAACAGGUGGCUGGCUAUUCGCCUGGAGUUUGUAGGAAACUGCAUCGUGUCGUUUGCUGCCCUGUUUGCUGUGAUGGCCAGAGACCAGCUCAGCCCAGGCAUCAUGGGGCUUUCCAUCUCCUAUGCCCUGCAGCUGACCACGUCUCUGACCUGGCUGGUCAGAAUGUCCUCUGAUGUAGAGACCAAUAUCGUGGCUGUGGAGAAGGUGAAGGAGUACUCCAGCACGGGAAAGGAGGCCCAGUGGCAUCACCAGCCGCCCACCGUACCCCCUGGCUGGCCCACCCAGGGCUGCAUCGACAUUCAAGGUUUUGGUCUGCGCUAUCGCCAUGACCUGGACCUGGCCAUUCGCGACAUCACCAUCACCAUUAACGGAGGAGAGAAGGUGGGGAUUGUUGGCAGGACUGGAGCAGGGAAGUCCUCCCUAACCUUGGGGCUGUUCCGGAUCAUCGAGGCAGCGGAAGGACAAAUCUUCAUUGAUGGAGUCGACAUCGCUAAGCUAGGCCUCCACGAGCUUCGUUCCAGAAUCACCAUCAUCCCACAGGACCCCGUGCUGUUCUCCGGCUCUCUGAGGAUGAACCUGGAUCCUUUUGACUCCUACUCUGAUGAGGAAAUCUGGAGGGCAUUGGAGUUCUCCCACCUCAAGAACUUUGUCUCAGGCCUGACCAACAAACUGGGCCAUGAGUGCAGCGAGGGAGGAGAAAACCUCAGUGUGGGUCAGAGGCAGCUGCUGUGCCUCGCCAGAGCUCUGCUGAGGAAGACCAAAGUCCUGGUGUUGGACGAGGCCACCGCUGCCGUAGACAUGGAGACGGACAACCUGAUCCAGUCCACCAUCCGCUCACAGUUUGAGGACUGCACGGUUCUGACCAUAGCGCAUCGCCUGAAGACCAUCAUGGACUACACCAGGGUUCUGGUUCUGGAUAAAGGCCAGAUGGCCGAGUUCGACUCGCCGUCCAACCUGAUCGCCAGCAGAGGACUGUUCUACAAGAUGGCCAAAGAUGCUGGGCUGUUCUGAUUAGAACCGCACCUCGCCGGGUCCAGCAGUGCUGGCCCCGCCCGGCUAGACUAGAGGGACCCUGUACUUUAAGAGCAGCAGGAGAAGCAAACAGAACCGUUUGGAUUUAGAUUUUUAAAGGAUUCUGUUCUGCAGGCUUCAGCCUGAGGUCCAACCUGCUGCUUUCAGAACCGUCUGCCUGCUUCCUCCUGUUCUGGUUCUGGUUCUGGUUCCUGACCAGGCAGCAAUAAUCCAAAGGUGCCAAAUGCUCCAUUUUGUAGGAUAUUUUAUUUGAGAACCGGACUCAGAGUUUGGGCCCGUUCUGCUGAAGCUCAGGAACCAGAACCAAAGAAGUCACUCUCCAGGCCUUCACAGUGGAAGUUCUGCAGGUUUUGAUUCAGUUCUGCUGACCAGGAGGAACCGGAUCCAACCAUCAUUAGAAACGGUUCUGGUUCUCAAACCAGAGUCGGCUUUAGUUUUCAUUUGGAUCUUUGUUAUAUUUUCUGUGGGUCGGUGCAGCAGAGCCAGACUGGUUCUGAUCCGGUCAGGUUCUGAUCUUUAUGUUUACAGCUUUUAAGGCUUCAAUAAGUACCAGGUCAAUAAAUGGUUCCUGUUUGAACUAAAGUUCUGGAGAACUUGUUGCUCACAGGACCUCCAGGUUGGACGUAGCUUAAAGCGAGCCAGAGGCUUCCAGAACUUUUGGGUUCUGGCAGCAGCCGGAUGACGUUCUGGAUCCAGUGGGAGCUCUGAGGACCUUCUGGAUCCAGUGGAGCCUCUGAGGACGUUCUGGUUCCAGUGGGAGCUCUGAGGACCUUCUGGAUCCAGUGGAGCCUCUGAGGACGUUCUGGUUCCAGUGGAGCCUCUGAGGACCUUCUGGAUCCAGUGGAGCCUCUGAGGACCUUCUGGAUCCAGUGGAGCCUCUGAGGACCUUCUGGAUCCAGUGGAGCCUCUGAGGACCUUCUGGAUCCAGUGGAGCCUCUGAGGACCUUCUGGAU
Messenger RNA from Cyprinodon tularosa, 3617 nucleotides. Its product is annotated as multidrug resistance-associated protein 1-like. Gene Ontology annotation, biological process: xenobiotic transport; glutathione transmembrane transport. Gene Ontology annotation, cellular component: basolateral plasma membrane. Lineage: Eukaryota; Metazoa; Chordata; Actinopteri; Cyprinodontiformes; Cyprinodontidae. The transcript is spliced from 17 exons. Gene Ontology annotation, molecular function: ATP hydrolysis activity; ABC-type xenobiotic transporter activity; glutathione transmembrane transporter activity. The annotation marks the transcript as partial. The record is from RefSeq and is a predicted model, not a curated record.